GUGUCAAGUGCGGGUUGUUUUGGUUCCGACUCUUUCUCCGUGAAAAUCGCCUCGGAGGACACAAUGCGUUCCAUUCCCGAAGAGCUGACGACGCUUAUUUCAGAUUUAGAAAGUUUCCUCUCCGACGGAUUGAAAGGGGAGAACCUGAGCAAAAAGGUGAAGGAGAAGAGAGAAGUCUUCCUCAAGCGCAUCAGAGAGGUUAAACAGAGUUUUCAGCAUGACUUCAAGGACAAAAGUGGAGAGGACUCGGACAUCUAUGAAGACGACGUGGACAGCAACGACGGAGAGUCGCUGCAGUCGGAGCGCACGGAUAAAGAUGAGGAGACUUCUGAAAGUUCCCAGCAGUCUCCACCUGUAGCAGCCCAGGAUCUGCAAUCCGUCGUGAAGGCCGGGUACCUGGAGAAACGCAGGAAGGAUCACAGCUUCUUUGGAGUAGAGUGGCAGAAACGAUGGUGCGCUCUGAGUCACAACACCUUCUACUACUACGGCCAUGAGAAAGACAAGCAGCAGAAAGGAGAGUUCAACAUCGACGGCUACAAGGUGAAAAUCAUCAACACCUUACGCAAGGACUCGAAGAAGGACUGCUGCUUUGAAAUCUCUGCUCCGGACAAGAGGGUGUAUCAGUUUUGUGCGUCGUCGGUGAAAGAAGCGGAGGACUGGGUGAAGCAGAUAGACUUUGUGUUGAGAGAUAUGUCCGGGAUGAUUCCAGAGGAGGACGACGAGGGUCAGGGCCUGUAUGAUGACACUGAGGUGCCACCCACUGACGACGACAUCUACGAGGAGCUUCCAGAGGAAGAUCCCAAGCCGACUGUCUCCAAGCCUCCAGUCGCAGCUCCACCCAUGAAACCACCUGCUGCAGAUAAAAGCACAGAUUAUCCAAAUUACUAUCAGGGAGUGUGGGACUGUGUGGGCGACCAUCCCGAUGAGCUGUCCUUCAAACGUGGAGACGCCAUCUACAUCCUGAGCAAGGAGUACCACAAGUACGGCUGGUGGGUCGGAGAGAAGAACGGACUCAUCGGCAUCGUUCCUAAAGACUUCCUCAUGGAGCUCUACAUCCUGUAACGGAGGGUUCCUGUCCGAGGCGUGAAAGCACGUGUAUUUAUCUGUUGUAUUAAAGCUGAAUUUUCAGACUGCAGUAAAUAAAAU
Messenger RNA from Synchiropus splendidus (mandarinfish), 1146 nucleotides. RefSeq names its product src kinase associated phosphoprotein 2 (gene skap2). NCBI's taxonomy places the organism in Eukaryota, Metazoa, Chordata, Actinopteri, Syngnathiformes, Callionymidae. Gene Ontology annotation, cellular component: cytoplasm; plasma membrane. The record is from RefSeq and is a predicted model, not a curated record. The transcript has 12 exons. Gene Ontology annotation, molecular function: protein binding. Bases 64 to 1062 code for a protein of 332 amino acids.